This is a messenger RNA of Pangasianodon hypophthalmus (striped catfish), 3267 nucleotides long. It is a transcript of the gene slc39a8, whose product is annotated as solute carrier family 39 member 8. Lineage: Eukaryota; Metazoa; Chordata; Actinopteri; Siluriformes; Pangasiidae. Gene Ontology annotation, molecular function: zinc ion transmembrane transporter activity. The transcript is spliced from 8 exons. Gene Ontology annotation, biological process: intracellular zinc ion homeostasis; zinc ion import across plasma membrane. Gene Ontology annotation, cellular component: membrane. Bases 434 to 1762 code for a protein of 442 amino acids. The record is from RefSeq and is a predicted model, not a curated record.
AGAGUAACAAAGAGUCCUUUGACAUAGUCGAGCACAACUAUAGCAACCGCCAUGAAGAUUUACCGGCGUGAAGCAGAGCAGAUGGACCACGAGCUACUGAUCUUUGAACGUCUCCUGAUAUUGGCAUCUCCGGAGGUGUAAAACUCUUUUAUUGUCGCUCAUUUGGAGCUCAGGAGGAGGGCUCAGACUUUGUUCUGACUACCUCAGAGAUAAAAGCAGAGACAGUGAGAGGUGCUUGAGUUCCUGGACUGAUACCAAACUGCCAGGCUUGGGAGGUCAUUUAAACGGGUAACUAGAGGAUUCAUGUUUGUUUUGAACUUGCUUCAAGCUGAGGAGUCGCCUCAGCUAGUUUUACUGCGCGCGCCUUCUGAAAAAAAAACAAAAGCAAAAACAAAAAAACACCGAACAAACGGAUAUAAAAUAAAUCAGAAAUAUGGGGGAACGUUUUCUUGGGGACCUUUUGAGCUUCUACGGGGAUAACAAUUCACUCUCGACGACAAACUUGGAGAACUUUUUAUACCUCAUCACCUCCCGCCGAGCUCCAGCAUCAGUAGACAGCGAGGCGAAUCCGCUAAGGAAUGCUGAGUGUUUGUCUGCUUCAGAUCUCCUGGAUGCCUUUGGGCUCUCUAAUGCAUCUGAACUGACUGUAGAUCAGCUAGAGCUCAUAUGCCCAGCUGUUCUUACCCAGGUUCUUCUCCCUUCCUGCCCUUACAUGACCCCCUCGACCAUAACCAUUGAGCCUCAAGUUUGGGGUUAUAGUUUCUUGGCUGUGACAAUAAUUAACUUGGCUUCUCUACUGGGGUUACUCUUGGUUCCCUUCACUAAGAAAUCUUACUUCCCAAAAGUGUUGACCUACUUCAUUGGGGUGGCCAUAGGAACAUUAUUCUCCAAUGCUGUAAUGCAACUUAUCCCAGAGGCUCUUGGAUUUGACCCAAAAGUUGAUAACUAUGUGUCAAAUGCGAUUGGGAUUUUUGGAGGGUUCUACCUCCUGUACUUUACGGAAAGAGUCUUAAAAAUAGCACUGAAAGCAGAUCCAGAGCAUUGCCACAGCCACUUCCCUUCACUACAGACUAAUGAUGUAACCAUCACCAGCUUCAGCAAUGACAUUAUCAUAAACAGCAUGACAAGUGACGUCAUCACAAAUAACGCCAACCAUGAGGUCCUACCAAACAGCCCCAGUGAGAAACCAAGCCAGCCAACCAUGAACCCAGCCAGUGAACAGGAGACAUGCAUGCUAGUGGGAUGUCGCUGGCUGCGAGGGGAAAAAGUGUCAAACAUAAAAACGGUGGCUUGGAUGAUCACUCUGAGUGAUGGAUUGCAUAAUUUUAUAGAUGGACUGGCCAUUGGAGCCUCCUUCACCGUUUCUCUUCUCACCGGCUUCAGUACCUCUAUAGCCAUUGUCUGUGAGGAGUUUCCUCAUGAGCUAGGUGACUUUGUGAUUCUCUUGAGCUCUGGUAUGAGUGUCCCUCAGGCAGUGUUUUUUAACCUGCUCUCUGCUGUGUGCUGUUAUCUCGGCUUGGUGCUGGGUAUCUUGCUGGGCAGCAGCUUCGCUCCAAAUGCCAUCUUUGCCAUUGCUGGUGGAAUGUUUCUUUACAUCUCUCUGGCAGACAUGUUUCCAGAGAUGAAUGAAAUAAUGAACGCACAUGCCAGAGGCCGCAGAGGGAAGAUCUUAUUCUUUCUGUUCCAAAAUGGUGGCCUGCUAACCGGCUUUUCCAUUAUCCUCCUCAUCACCAUGUUUGCUGGAGACAUCAAUCUGGGAUAAAGGGAACAAUGAAUAUGAGAUUAGUCCACACAACCAGAGACCAAAUGGUCGAUACCACAAGCGAAAAUGAGACAAUGUAAAGAUCUAUCAUUUUAAAACUCUUGACUUGGACUCUAUUCCUACUGUUUAACACAAUAAUGUAUAUCAUGUAACAUUGUAGUAAUAGAAAAAAAGGAAUUAUAAAUUAUUUUUUGUAAUUAAUCUGUGUAUAGGGGCAUUGGACACAAAGACGCUCCAAUUUACUGUUUGUCUCCAAGCCUCUAGAAGGUUUCCUUCGCUAGGUUUUCAGACUUGACUUGUGGGCACAUAAACAAUAUAAACUACUUUGGCAACUCUCUCAGGCAGUUAUUUCCAGUGAUACAAGAGAGUAGGCCAGAGAGUACAGACAGGACACUGCUUUUAAAUGAAUGGGGCAGUAUAUACAUUUCAACAUGGCAACUGUAUUCAGUCCUUAUUGGUUUGGUAAAGAUGUUAGCAAAAAAUCAUAUUCUUACUCUGAUACAUGUCCAGUUAUACAGUGCUGUGAAAAAAGUAUUUGCCCCCCGAUUUCCUCUAUUCCUCUAUUUUAUUUGCUUUUUUUCCCUACACUAAAAGGUUUUAGAUCCUCAUACAAAAUAAGGAAACACAAAACAUAAUUUUUAAUUGAUCAUUUUAUUUACUGGAGGAAAAAGGUUAUGGAAGACCUAUAUCACCCAUGUGAAACAAAUUGUCCCCCUGAACUUAAUAACUGGUUGUGUCACCUUUGACAGCAACAUCUCUAACCAUAUGCUUCUGAUAAUUGGAGAUCAGUCUCUGACAUCGCUGUGGAGGAAUUUUGGCCCACUCUUCUUUGCAGAAUUGCUUUAAUUCAGUCCUGUUGUUGGGCUUUCUAGCAUUAACUGCCUGUUUAAGGUCCUGCUACAGCAUUUCAAUGGGGUUGAAGUCAGUACUUUGACUAGGUCACUCCAAAAUCUUGUUUCUUUUGGACCAUUCAGGGUUGGACUUGUGCUUUGGACUGUUGUCUUGCUGCAUAAUGCAAUUGUGCUUAAGCUUCAGGACUGAUGAUGAACGGACAUUGUCCUUAAAGAUUUUCUUCCCGCCACUUUUGGGAAGAUUAACCACUGUUCAGAUUUUCUCCUUUUGGAGAUAAUGGCACUCACUGUGGUUUACUGGAGUCCCAGAGCCUUAGAAAUGUCUUUUUGUAACUCUUUCCAGACUGAUAUAUUUCAAUAUAUUUCUUUCUCAGCUCUUCUAGAAUUUCUUUUGAUUGCAACAUAGUGGGCUGCUUGUUGAGAGCUUGUAGUCUGCUUCACAUUGCUGGGAAGGUUCUGUUUAAGGGAUGCUUAGACUCAACAGGGCUGGCAGUAAUCUAGCUUGAGUGAGUCUAAUCUAAUUCAACCCAAUUAUCAAUCAAAUAUUGUUAAUCGUUUGAUUGAGUAACUAACGGGGCAAUUACAUUUUCACACAAGGCCAUUUGGUGUUGGGUAACUGUAUUUUUCCUUCAAUAAAUGAUCAUUUAAAGACUG